UACUCAAUGAGGCAGUUCUUCAGAUCCAAAACUUUCAAUAUACCGGCGUAAGAUACAACAAUGCGAGCAAAUAUGUAAGAAACGAUAAUGUCGAAGUCGCGUUCAAAGAGGUUGAAGUUGAUAAAGAGACUAAAGAUAAUAUUAAAAAAGAAGUUAUAAUUCUUAAAAAAUUGAAAGGAGCAGAGAACAUAAUUGUGUUUUACGGAGUUAUAAUUGAGCCGAAUAAAGUUUUUCUGGUAACCGAAUGGGCUACCGAAUCAAAUUUAAAGGAUUUCUAUCAACUUAAGAGAUUGGAUUGGAGUCUGCAAAUACAAUUCGCUUUAGAUAUCUCUAGAGGAUUGACUUAUUUAAAAAGCGCCGAGAUCCUACAUCACGAUAUUCGCAGUCAAAAUAUUUUUAUUACAAAUGGCAAUCCGCAGUAUACAGCAAAAAUCGGCAAUUUCGGUUUAAGUCGUGGUUUAAGAGAAGCUACCAGAAAUCUUCGUGAAGGUGUCGAUAAUGUUCGAUACAUAGCACCAGAGAAACUUAAGGAGAAUAAACAUCCAUAUGAUUUUAAGUGUGAGAUAUAUAGUUUUGGAGUGCUUCUCUGGGAAAUAGCUGAACAAAGGAUCCCAUUUCAGAAUAUUGAAAGGGAUAUUGUAGAAAUUCCUACAAACUUUGAUCCUAUGAAUCGCCCAGCUCUUGCGAUUAUAUUUACAGAACUAUUUGAACUUUCCAAUACACAUCGUCCAGCUACUAAUCACCCUAAUAUAUAUCCAAAUACUCUUUUUCCGUCAAAUCAAAGACCCCUUUUUACUGUUGAAGAUGCCAUUAAUCUUCAUAAAACCAGAGGUGGCGAUCGUAAAGAAGCAUAUGAAAUAUUUUGCGACUAUGCGAAAUUGGGCGAUUCCACGGCGAAAUAUUGGGUCGGAUAUUACCUGUAUUAUAAUAGCUUAAAUAACAAAGAAACUUUCGAGCAACGCGAAAAUGACGUAAUACGAGCUGUACAAUAUUUUAAAGAAGCGGCUGAGAUGGAUGUUCCUGAGGCUCAACUUCGAUAUGGUCAUUGUCUAUGGAAAGGCGACGGUAUCGAAAAAAAUGGAACAUUGGCCUUGGAAUAUUUUUUGAAAUCUGCACACAAUGGAAACUCAACUGCUAUGUAUAACGCUGGGAGCAUGUAUUUCAAUGGAAAUGGAGUAAUUCAAGAUAAGGAAAAAGGUGCAUACUAUCUCAAGAGGGCAGCAUUAACGGGUCAACCGAAAGCUAUCGAGUUAUGCAAAAAAAAUUAUAUUCGACUUUAA
Messenger RNA from Ambispora gerdemannii, 1280 nucleotides. NCBI's taxonomy places the organism in Eukaryota, Fungi, Glomeromycota, Glomeromycetes, Archaeosporales, Ambisporaceae. The record is from the annotation of a GenBank genome assembly.